Linum tenue is the source of this 1678-nucleotide messenger RNA. Lineage: Eukaryota; Viridiplantae; Streptophyta; Magnoliopsida; Malpighiales; Linaceae. The record is from the annotation of a GenBank genome assembly.
AGAGCUGCAAAGCUAGGAUUGGGGUGUUUGCAGUGUUUGGGGAUGAAGGUGGGGGGUUGGUGGAAAGGAAGAGUCAAUGGGGGGCGCUAUUCGAAGUGGAGGAUCCCAGGUCUAAGAUGCCACAAUGUAAAGGCAAGUUCUUCGAUGCCAACCAAGAACUUGAAGUAGCUAGAUACGACAUUCAGUAUUGUGAUUGGCGAGCUCGCCAGGAUCUGCUUACAAUCAUGCUGCUUCAUGAGAAGGUUGUGGAGGUUUUGAAUCCCUUAGCACGCGAAUAUAAAUCAAUCGGCACCAUGAAGAAGGAACUAGCUGAGUUGCAAGAAGACUUGACCCAAGCUCACAGACAGGUACAUAUAUCUGAAGCAAGGGUAUCUACUGCUUUAGAUAAACUAGCCUACAUGGAAGAGUUGGUAAAUGACAAGCUGUUACAAGAUAGAAGCACCACAGCAGAAACUGACCAAGCGUCUCCUUCUACUUCCACUGCAACUCCAUCCGCCAAUAUUAUGAAAAGAAAAUCCCCCAGGAAAAGUUUCAAUGUCUCAGGUCCUGUCCAGCCAUACCAUCCUCAUCUAAAGAACUUUUGGUACCCAGUUGCUUUCUCCACCGACUUGCAGGAUGACACAAUGAUUCCAUUUGAUUGCUUUGAGCAACCAUGGGUUGUUUUCCGCGGGAAAGAUGGAAAACCAGGAUGUGUUCAGAACACAUGUGCACAUCGAGCGUGUCCGCUUGACCUAGGUUCUGUUAAGGAGGGAAGAAUUCAGUGUCCUUACCAUGGAUGGGAAUACUCAACUGAUGGGACGUGUGAGAAGAUGCCGUCUACUCGACUAGUGAAUGUGAAAUUAAAGUCACUGCCAUGUUUUGAGCAAGAAGGCAUGGUCUGGGUUUGGCCCGGUACUGACCCCCCAGCCCCUAACCUUCCUUCCUUAAAACCUCCACCAGGUUUCCAAAUUCAUGCCGAGAUAGUGAUGGAACUUCCAGUGGAACAUGGGCUACUUCUCGACAACCUUUUGGAUCUUGCGCAUGCACCUUUUACGCACACAUCUACUUUUGCCAAGGGUUGGAGUGUUCCCAGCUUGGUGAAGUUCCUGACACCAGCAUCUGACCUACAAGGAUACCGGGACCCUUACCCUAUCGACAUGGAAUUUCGACCGCCUUGCAUGGUGCUGUCCACCAUCGGGAUUUCCAAACCCGGAAAACUGGAGGGCCAAAGUACAAGGGAAUGUGCCACUCACCUUCACCAGCUCCACGUUUGCUUACCUUCGACUAGAGGAAAGACAAGACUGCUGUACAGAAUGUCCCUUGACUUCGCUCCUCUGCUAAAGCACGUCCUGUUCAUGCAACAUCUAUGGAGACAUUUUGCCGAGCAGGUUCUGAAUGAGGAUUUACGGCUGGUACUUGGGCAGCAGGAGCGAAUGAACAAUGGCGCAGAUGUCUGGAAUUUCCCGGUAUCGUAUGAUAAGCUAGGAGUAAGGUAUAGAUUAUGGAGAGACGCGGUCAACAAAGGUGAAAAACAAUUACCCUUUAGCAAUCAACGUAAAGAAGAGUCCUAAAACCCUGGAAAGAUGGUCUCUACUACAGUGGGAUUCUUAGCUUCCCUAUCUGGAGCUGAUUCCCUCGUCCAACUUGACUCUCAUGGCGAUCGGCAAUGUUCAGGAAAUGACAACCCAUGUGCAAAAGU